Molecule: messenger RNA, 1397 nt
Organism: Alligator mississippiensis (American alligator)
Lineage: Eukaryota; Metazoa; Chordata; Crocodylia; Alligatoridae
Gene: CCDC167
Product: coiled-coil domain containing 167
Exons: 5
Coding region: 204-548 (114 amino acids)
Source: RefSeq, a predicted model, not a curated record
CUGUGCGCAUGCGCGGCGCAGGACACGCCGGGAUCAUGGUCAAGAAGAAGCGAGAGGGGCUGCGCGUGGCCCAGGAGGGACUGCCAGCACCAGCUGAGGACAUUUGGAGUCAUUGGUCUGGGGUUUUGGCACAAAGACUGUCUGGGAUUGAGGUUUCGCUGACUUGUGAGGGUGACUGAUGCCCAUUUGCUGUGGUUUGUCCCAUGUCCCUCAUGCAUUCUGCUUGGGCUAGGGGCUAUGAGAAAAAAAAAGCAGUAAGAACAGCAGGCAGCCCUGUGGCUUGUUUGAUUUGGGAGAUUGAUGGCUUGGAGGAGAAGCUGGCCUUGUGCAGACAAAACAUGGAGGAGGUAGACUUUAAACUGCACAGAGAGGAGCUGAGUCCUGAAAAAAGGAAGUCACUGGAGAGGGAGAAAACUUUGCUAAUGACCAAAGCUGAAAGCUAUGAGAAAGAACUGAGAAUUCUGCGUAAGGAAAACCGCAAGAAUGCGGCCCUUGCCAUGGCCCUGAUGCUGCUCAUCACUGUUAUUUAUGUCUGCUGGACCAUGUGAUUGUGUUGAAGAACCUGCAUCACUGGCUGCUGCAAACAUCUCUCCCUUCUCUCACCAAAGUGCCUUCCUGCGAGUGUAAUCAGGUGUUCCAACUGCUGCUCCUCUAUUGUCAUCUGCAGGCUCCCUGGCCUGGGCGUUAUUGUGCUCAACAGCAGAGGGUCUUGGAGGAGAGGAGACGCGGACACCACUAGCCAAAACAGACCAGCCAACAUGUAGAUGAAGCCAUCUCAUCCAGUAUAAAAUGACCAGUCCUAUCAGGGAAGCCACAGUCUUUUAGCUGAGCAAAUGCACGUCAAUUUAAGGGAGAGGAAAGGCCUAUUUUCCCCUUUCAGGGCAGGGCCCUCCCUCCCUGCACCUUGGCUGCUUUUUGAAAAGUCCUAGAGCCUGAAAUCCUCUCUGCUCAGCCUGCCAAGAACUGGGGUGAGCUUCCCUACUACUGUACCUCUGCCACAAGGGACCAAUCACUGAAGCUCAGACAUUAGUCCCUUUGCCAAGGUUGCUAGAAGCCCCGAGCAUGGGUAGUAAUUUUAAAACGUGUUCCUACCAACACUAAUGGGGCCAGGAGUCAGUCUGACAAAGGCAGGUCUAUGGACUGGGCUGACUCCCUGCAGCUCAAAUAAAUGAAUUGAGUAAGAGAUACAAACAGUUGCUGAUCCCUAAACCUCAGGACUCUUUAGGGGGGCAGGGGGAGGGUUUGAGAGGUCUGUACCUAUGCACAUCCCAGAGACAAGUCUCUGACACUGCACAUGAUGGUUUAAAGGCAAGCGCCUGCUGAGCUCACAGGAAUGCAAACUGCUCUGUAAUAUUUUAAAACAAACUUUGAAGUAAAGUUUAAAUUGUUUUGUGUGA